CAGGAAAACACUUACAUUAUCUAUUACAUGAUUAAACUUCAAGAAAACAGGUUUCUAAAUUUAAAAGAAAAAUCAAGCAUGAAGCAUUGCAUUUUUUCAAUAAAACACUGCUCAUAAAUGUUUCACGAUAUUUUGUCAAUAUGUUUUUAAUUCUGAUUUUCUUUUCAGAACUUGAAAAAUCAAAUCAUGACAACAAACUUGUGGGUCGAACAGUAUUGGCAUGAUUACAAACUUACUUGGGAACCAAGGGAAUAUGGAGGAGUAGAUAUGCUUCAUGUUCCUUCAGAUCAUAUAUGGAGACCUGAUAUUGUCCUGUAUAACAACGCUGAUGGAAAUUUUGAAGUAACUUUAGAAACAAAAGCCCAGCUCAAUAACAGAGGAAUGAUCCAAUGGAAACCUCCAGCCAUAUAUAAGAGCUCAUGCGAGAUAGACGUCGAGUUUUUUCCUUUUGAUGUACAGACAUGCCUGAUGAAGUUUGGAUCUUGGACUUACGAUGGAUUCAAGGUUGAUCUUCGUCACAAAGAUGAAGUAAAAGGGACCAACCUAGUCGAAAUUGGAAUAGACCUUACAGAAUUCUACCUCAGCGUCGAAUGGGACAUUCUAGAAGUUCCUGCCGUUCGCCAUGAGAAAUAUUACACCUGCUGCGAAGAACCAUACGUGGACAUAACAUUCAAUAUUAGUAUGCGCAGGAAAACCCUCUUCUAUACAGUGAACCUCAUAAUUCCAUGUAUGGGCAUAUCUUUCCUCACUGUCCUUGUCUUCUACUUGCCAUCAGACAGCGGAGAGAAAGUGACACUUAGCAUUUCUAUACUACUCUCCCUCACUGUUUUCUUCCUGCUUCUAGCUGAAAUCAUUCCCCCUACAUCUUUGGUGGUGCCUCUGCUCGGAAAAUACCUACUUUUUACUAUGAUCCUGGUUACACUGUCCAUCUGUGUGACCGUUGUGGUGCUCAACGUUCACUUCCGGACAUCAUCUACUCACAAAAUGGCGCCCUGGGUUAAACGUGUCUUCCUGCAGAUCUUGCCCCGCCUCCUCUUGAUGCGCCGGCCUUUAUAUUCUGCCGAUCCCAGGAAAUUUAUGACUCGGCCUUGCAGCGGAGGAGAAAGUCAGUCCAUGCCCCGCAGAACCAGUUACGACGUAGAAUUUGCAGAGCAAGUGCCCCAGUCCUCUCAGUACGGUGCAUGUCGUAUCCAUGGUUAUUCUGGUAAAGGGCCGAGUGAUGUGCCUACAACGGAUGACGAUGGUAGUUCUUCGUCGAUGCAUAAUGCAGACACAAGUCCACCCCCUGGGAUCACAAUGCGCUUGCAUUUUUGUCCAGAAUUUCAGAGAGCUAUGGAAUCCGUGCAUUUUAUUGCAGACCAUACAAGAAGAUAUGAAGAACACAUAAGU
Molecule: messenger RNA, 1389 nt
Organism: Stegodyphus dumicola
Lineage: Eukaryota; Metazoa; Arthropoda; Arachnida; Araneae; Eresidae
Product: acetylcholine receptor subunit alpha-like
Biological process (GO): monoatomic ion transmembrane transport
Cellular component (GO): postsynaptic membrane
Molecular function (GO): acetylcholine-gated monoatomic cation-selective channel activity; transmembrane signaling receptor activity
Source: RefSeq, a predicted model, not a curated record